Molecule: messenger RNA, 4153 nt
Organism: Centruroides sculpturatus (bark scorpion)
Lineage: Eukaryota; Metazoa; Arthropoda; Arachnida; Scorpiones; Buthidae
Exons: 7
Coding region: 336-2894 (852 amino acids)
Biological process (GO): imaginal disc-derived wing hair organization
Cellular component (GO): cell cortex
Source: RefSeq, a predicted model, not a curated record
CACUUAGAAAUGACCAUCUUUGAGCCAAAUCACUUCAUCAACAUACUAGAACAUUAAUUCUGUUUAACAUCUGUUUAAGAAUUAGUGAAAACUCGAUACAGCACGCUUCUAAUUAGUGCCGUACUCGAUUAAUGCCAAUUUCAGAGACGAAUAAACGGUGACGUUAUAUCGAAAUCUGACUGAAAAUGGUGCAAAAAAUUAUCGAGCGUAUGAAAUUAACCACCAUAACGCAUAGUUAUGCAAAUUUCUAGAAGAAUAAAAAAGGAGAAUAUGGGUUAAAACGAAUCAUAGAAUAUAGCUACGAUGUUGGAAACAGGAGCGAAUGUUUCACCAUCAUGGUGUUCUUAAUAAAUAUGGUUCUUUGGACUAUAGUGGCAUCAGCACCCUUGGAUUAUAGUUACCAUAUUACAAGAGACUAUUUCGGUGACGUUUUCACCAUAUCUAAACAUCACUGUGAAGAUUCUGAUUGCCAGCAAGACGGAAGAUUCGCUGCUUCCAUUCCCGGAGAAGGAUGUACGUGCCAAUGUGCACCAACUCACUAUAUAUACAGGGAUGAUUUGGAUGAUUGUGUGGAGUUUAUAACAGAAUGUCCUUUAACUAUGUUCUUAAGGCCCUACAUCGCAGAUAAGCUUCCAGUGGUAUCUUUACCAUUAACUGGACAAUUAGUGUAUCCUGGUGCCCUCUUCCAAUUUCCUGAGAUUGGAAACCUUAGUUCACUUAGCGCGUGCGAAGUUAUGAGCACCGAAUUCAUGACGCCAAGUGGAUGGAAACAUAUCUUUCAAGAAGGCUCUAGCGAACCAGUUUUUGGAGCUUAUCAAGAUGGAAGCAAGACAUUUCUUCAAUGGUUAGGAAGAGAUAGUCAGAGACACCAGCUUCAGCAUCGACUCAUGUUAGUUCGAUUGAGAUGUCAAGAUAAAAACAUUACAUUCGAAUCAUGUUCUGCACUGAAAAUUGGUUGGUCUCCGGGAUUGGAUGUGGCAGUAACAGAACCACAUUGGGUGAGAAGGAACAACUUUAUCAUAAUUGGACUAUGUGUUGGGAUUUUAGGCUUGACUUACAUUUUUGCCAUAUGCAUAUACAUGAAAGUGCGCAGGAGUAAACACAACAGAUGCAAUGAUCGGAUAGCAAUCUGCAACAGACAAUCAGCAUUCAGAGAUCUGAGGAAUCAGAAAGAAAAUUCAAGAAAUUCUCAGUUUGCUGCAAACAUUAGUAGAUCGUCGUGGAACAAUAGGAAGCAAUCAUUGAUAUCGGAGAGGUAUCCAACAUCUACUUACAUUUCUGACGAAGAACCAGACUAUCCAAAUAGUGAUUAUUUGGCAAAACAGAGUUUUGUCUUAAGUGAAGAAUAUUUUGAACCUGAAAUGCUAGCUUCACCACCCCCUCUUGCUGCAGAACUACUUAAUAGAGUUCGACAGACAAUUGCACUCAGUAGUCGCCGUUUAAAGAAUCUCAGGUUCAAACCAACAUUAGUAAUGAUUCCUGAAGAUGAUUAUUUUUAUCCAGAAGAUCACAGAGAAACGAGAAUUUCGUUAGAAAAUGCAAGGCAGCAAACGAUUGUUGAAACUAUUCGUGGGCCAAUUCCAAGAUCGAUUAUAGAACAUAACCAAACACCUCCAUGCCCUCCUCCUCGAAAGUAUCGUUUCAAACAAAAACAGAACACACAACUCGAAGGACAAAAUAACAAGUUUGAUAUGUUUAGACAAGACUUAUAUCAAAAGUUGCUUCAUAUGAAUGACAAAACUGAUAUGGAUAAUAUACUUGAAGGUGAGGAGAAGUUUGAUGAAUCUGAAUCUUUAUGCACUGAAAGUAAAAUAUCCAGACGUUCACUACUCAAGAAAUUAGAGCUAAAGAAUGAUGACUUUUCUUCUUCUAUUCCAGGAGAAAAUGAAAAUAUAGUUAAAGAGCAAAAACUAGAAAGUAUCAGUGAAGAAAAUGUCUGCAAACAACUAUCAAAUUCAAAUGUUGACGUUGAAGCACUUUACAAACAAUGGUCUAAUCAAGUUGCUUUAAAACUUUUAGAGCAAAGAGUACCUAAUAUUGAAUGUGAAGCAGUAGAAAAAGAAACUGGUAUUCUUGGACAAUUUUUAAAAGAAUUUAAGAGUGCAAUUGGACGUAUUGGGCAUUCAAAUUUGCCAAAAUCUGAUUCAUGUCUUGUUGGAGAAAACUGGACUUUGAAGAGGGAAGUUGAGUUAAUGAAUGACAAAAGUUUGGCUCAAUUAUUAAGUCUGAGAAGCCGUUUAUCAGAACCCCCUACCACGAGGAAGGAUUCUUUAACUGACAUUUCUGAUUUACAAGACUCUCACGAUAGUUUGACAUCAACAGAAGAUUUCAAAGGUGAUUCCGAAACUUCUGGAAUAUCUUCCUGUGAAGCUGUACAACCUUCCGAAACCUCUGACUGUAAUGGAAUAGUUAAGAAAAAUGAAAACAAUAUAUCUAUAGAUACGGAUUCUCUAGAAUCUGCAGAAUCUGCUAGUCUCAACAGCUCUAUGGAGGAAUCUAAUGAGGACACUUCAGAAUCAAGUUUAAAUGAAGAAUUUUCACGAAACAGAGCAAUGAGAGGUUUAGAAAUUGUACAAAAAUUGAAAGAAGUAAAAUGGCAACACGUCUGUGAGAAAAAAUAUAGAGUCAGAAAAAUUGAAGAUUUGGAUUUGUCUAAAGUAGUAUUAGAUCAUAAUGACAACGAGAUGAAAAAUGAGGAAAAUAAACAAAUAAGACGGAGUAAAAGACCCCUGAAUGGAACAUGUAAAGACCACAUUAAACAUAGAAAAACAUCUAGAACUGGGGAAUUUUGUCUGGAUCAAAACGAAUUCAGAAGUAAUAGUGAGAUUUCGGGAGAUGGGUACGUUACUCUAAUUGCCGUUUCGCCAUCAAAACCGAACAGUGUUCAAGCGUGAAAAAUUAGCUUUAUAUUUACGAGUAUUUUCAAAACCUCUAACAAUGCUUAUCAUUAAAGCAAUGCGUCUUGCAGCUCCUGAAAGAUAUGAGAUGUAUAUUGUUUUAAUACAAAAGCUUUAUUAGAUUUUUUAACAAAUGCGUUAAAAGAUACUUGAAACAAUAUGUGCUCAAUAUAUAUCAUACAAAAAUUUUAUAAUAAUAAUCUUUCAAAAAGUAAUCAGACACCAAUAUUAAUAAAUACAGCGCACACUCAAUUAUCUGGCACACGCACCAUAUGAUCGCCCAUGCUUUUCCAUUUCCAUGAAAAUGUGUCACAAAUUCUGUUUAUUUGGGUUUCAUUUAUGUACAGUAUUGUAUGUCGGUACGCCGUAUUAUUUGCCAGCUCGCCUUCCAAAGAAUUGGUACUGAAAGGGACGGAUCACAUAAUUUGUUGCCUUAGGCUUACACUCACUUGGUAAUCCGGCUCCUUGGCUAAUCUGGCACCACUGUGCAAGGAAUUGCUUGAUUAGCAAAAGUACAGUGUAUUCAGAUUUAACCAGAGAAUAAAAUAUUGCAUUUUUAAACUCAUUAACAAUAUAAAUUUUAAUUACAGUACAGUACUGCAUUUUUGUAAAUAUCAAUUAACUGUGUUUAGCUUUACAAUCAUAAUAAUUUCAGUUAUGCUAUUUUUUAACUUUUAAAUCUGUCUUCUGGGCACUACAGCGCAUUUUCCCUCAUACCUGUAAUGGGUUUGGCCAGGUGACAAAAGAUGGGCCAGACCAUCCCCCCAAAAAAUUCCUAGGAAGUUGCUUUACCAGAUCCAAAGUCCCUUGGAGCAUUAAGGCCAAUAUCUUAACCGCCCCCUCGCCAUCCGGCUGUCCAUUAGUGUGCAUUUGAUACUUUUAUUUGGAAUCAAUAAACAAUCAACAAUUUAUAAAAUAUUCCAAAUAUCCAAACUAAUUUUUAUCUUUCAUAUCUAAGUACAACUCAGAGAUUUACAAGAUGAUAUCCACACAGUUUGGAUUUGCCAAAUGAUGGACUAAGUAGAUAGAAGUUAUGCAAAUUUUAAAACUUCAUCUAUUUUAAAAUAUAUGACAAUAAAAAUAAAUUCUAUUCUAUAGUAUAGUAUAGUAAUACUAUACGUAUAUAAUAAAAAAUUGCUUUAAAUAUCCUAGAAUGAUGUGAUUUUUUGUGAUAUUUGAAGGGGUGUCUGAAUACUUUUUUGGGAUAACAAUAAUGUAUAUAUGUGCAAAACUGAUCAUUGUAUAACUAUUCUGUC